CUUGUCCUCUCUUCUUGUUUCUCCACAGGUGCUGGCGAAUCUGGGAAGAGCACCAUUGUCAAACAGAUGAAGAUCAUCCACGAGGAUGGCUACUCGGAGGAGGAGUGCCGGCAGUACAAAGCUGUGGUCUACAGCAACACCAUCCAGUCCAUCAUGGCCAUCAUCAAGGCAAUGGGGAACCUGCAGAUCGACUUUGGAGACUCCUCCAGAGCAGAUGACGCUCGGCAGCUGUUUGCGCUCUCCUGCACCGCUGAGGAGCAGGGCAUCAUGCCAGAGGACCUGGCUAAUGUGAUCCGGAGGCUGUGGGCUGACAAUGGGGUCCAGGCUUGUUUUAACCGCUCCCGAGAGUACCAGCUGAAUGACUCUGCUGCCUACUACCUGAACGACCUGGAGAGGAUAGCUCGUACCGACUACAUCCCCACCCAGCAGGAUGUGCUCCGGAGCAGAGCAGUGGGGCCGGGAGCUGCCACCCACCACCAUGUUGCCUCCCUGUCCAGGAUGUUCGAUGUAGGCGGCCAGCGCUCAGAGCGGAAGAAAUGGAUCCACUGCUUUGAGGGGGUGACGGCCAUAAUUUUCUGCGUGGCCUUGAGUGCCUACGACCUGGUGCUGGCUGAAGAUGAGGAGAUGAACCGGAUGCACGAGAGUAUGAAGCUGUUCGACAGCAUCUGCAACAACAAGUGGUUCACCGACACGUCCAUCAUCCUCUUCCUCAACAAGAAGGACCUCUUUGAGGAGAAGAUUGUGCACAGCCCCCUGACCAUUUGCUUCCCUGAGUACACAGGGGCCAACAAAUACGACGAGGCGGCCGGCUACAUCCAGAGCAAGUUUGAGGACCUGAACAAACGGAAGGACACCAAGGAGAUCUACACCCACUUCACCUGCGCCACCGACACCAAGAACGUGCAGUUUGUGUUUGACGCCGUCACCGACGUCAUCAUCAAAAACAACCUGAAGGACUGCGGGCUCUUCUGA
Molecule: messenger RNA, 972 nt
Organism: Mesitornis unicolor (brown roatelo)
Lineage: Eukaryota; Metazoa; Chordata; Aves; Mesitornithiformes; Mesitornithidae
Product: guanine nucleotide-binding protein G(i) subunit alpha-2
Exons: 7
Coding region: 67-972 (301 amino acids)
Biological process (GO): gamma-aminobutyric acid signaling pathway; adenylate cyclase-modulating G protein-coupled receptor signaling pathway
Cellular component (GO): heterotrimeric G-protein complex
Molecular function (GO): G protein-coupled receptor binding; GTPase activity; G-protein beta/gamma-subunit complex binding
Source: RefSeq, a predicted model, not a curated record